Seriola dumerili (greater amberjack) is the source of this 1743-nucleotide messenger RNA. It is a transcript of the gene glulb, whose product is annotated as glutamine synthetase-like. Gene Ontology annotation, cellular component: cytoplasm. Bases 102 to 1223 code for a protein of 373 amino acids. NCBI's taxonomy places the organism in Eukaryota, Metazoa, Chordata, Actinopteri, Carangiformes, Carangidae. The record is from RefSeq and is a predicted model, not a curated record. Gene Ontology annotation, molecular function: glutamine synthetase activity. The transcript has 7 exons.
AUGAACAACAAUAGACACCUUCACAGCGACCACUUAUCUGGAGACGCUUUUCAGCUUUUAAUUUUUUUCUACACUUAACAUAAGGUCUUGGGGUCAAGAAAAUGGCCACCUCAGCAAGUUCAAAACUGAACAAAGCUGUAAAGCAGCAGUACAUGGACCUCCCUCAGGGGGACAAGGUCCAAGCCAUGUACAUUUGGAUAGAUGGCUCUGGAGAGGGACUACGCUGCAAGACCAGAACUUUGGAUUCUGAACCGAAGACGAUUGAGGAUCUUCCUGAGUGGAACUUUGACGGCUCCAGCACCUACCAAUCGGAGGGCUCCAACAGCGACAUGUUCCUGGUCCCUUCAGCUAUGUUCAGGGACCCGUUCAGGAAGGACCCCAACAAGCUGGUGCUCUGUGAAGUGCUCAAGUACAACCGUAAGCCAGCAGAAACCAACCUGCGUCACACCUGCAAACAGGUCAUGAGGAUGGUGGAGAAUAACCACCCAUGGUUCGGUAUGGAGCAGGAGUACACUCUCCUGGGCACAGAUGGACAUCCCUUUGGCUGGCCCUCCAACGGCUUCCCAGGUCCACAAGGGCCGUAUUACUGUGGAGUGGGAGCAGAUAAGGCAUACGGACGAGACAUAGUGGAGGCGCACUACAGAGCCUGCCUGUAUGCUGGAGUUCAGAUCUGUGGAACCAAUGCUGAAGUCAUGCCAGCUCAGUGGGAGUUCCAGGUCGGGCCGUGUGAAGGUAUCAACAUGGGGGACCAUCUGUGGGUUGCCCGCUUCAUCCUUCACAGGGUGUGUGAGGAUUUCGGCGUGGUGGUGUCUUUUGACCCCAAGCCUAUCACAGGGAACUGGAACGGCGCCGGCUGCCACACCAACUUCAGCACGAAGGAAAUGCGAGAGGAUGGUGGACUGAAGGUCAUCGAAGAGGCGAUCGAAAGGCUGUCAAAGAGACACAGGUAUCACAUCGGGGCCUACGAUCCCAAAGGCGGGCUGGACAACGCCAGACGCCUCACUGGUCAUCACGAAACCUCAAACAUCGAGGAGUUCUCAGCCGGCGUGGCCAAUCGGGGCGCCAGCAUCCGCAUCCCUCGCUCUGUGGGGCAGGACAAGAAGGGCUACUUCGAGGACCGCCGUCCGUCCGCCAACUGCGACCCUUACAUCGUCACGGAGUCUCUGGUGCGCACGUGUUUACUGAAAGAAGAGGGAGAAGAGCCCACAGAUUACAGCAAAUGAACAAUGCGAAACAAACAGUCAUUUCCAGUACUGUAUUUAGCCUUGUGUCUAGUUCAGAAGUUCAGGAUUUAAAUUUUUUUUUUUUAUUAUUUUUUUUUUUUACUUGACGGAUGAAACAAUGAGGUGUUCCUGCAUUCUCUGUGGAUUCAGUUGUAUGCGGAAGUUCUUUGAUAACAUAAACACUGCCUUUCUGUCAGCAAGGCGUUCUGUCACGGUAGCUGAUAAUUUGUAUAGAAGUGCAUUAUUGUAAUGAUUUUAACUUGUACUAAUAAACUGUCCAAGUGCAGCAGGAGAUUGCUGUAGAUCUUGUACCUCUGACACAAACGAUCCCAAAGGCAUCUGAAUGUUGUUAGUAGUCCUUGGCCUCUGUCAUGUAUAGAUAGUUAAGGUCAUUGUGUAAGCCAAUCUACAUUUCUAUGUUUUUGGGUUUUUUUUGUCGUUUUUUUUUUUUAAUUAAUGCAUGUCUUGUUUUUUUGUUUUUUUUUCACUUGUAAAUGUGACUUGCAAGAACUCUUUAAUA